This is a messenger RNA of Neolamprologus brichardi, 1234 nucleotides long. The record is from RefSeq and is a predicted model, not a curated record. Lineage: Eukaryota; Metazoa; Chordata; Actinopteri; Cichliformes; Cichlidae.
UUGCCUGAGCUGAUUUUAAUUCAGACCCAAAGGUGGAAAAACCAGGAGCAGGGUCGUAUUUACUUCAACAUUUACAGCUUUGAGCCAUAAACAGGAUCAGACCAUAAGGGCCUCGUUCUGCUGGAACAUCCUGAGAUGCGUUGAAGGCUUUCUGUCCGACGCAAUGAAGGUUCCUCUACAGGUGCAGUGUUUUACAACAUAAAGAAAUGGUCAGGCCAAACUUAAAUCUGGCACCAUUUUUGCCUUUUUAUGCGUUCAACAGUUCAGGUUUUUUAUGUUUGAGUUUUUGCAGUCAAUCAGCAACAGUUUGGAUCAUUUAUGAUUCGUUACCAGAGUUUAAGGUCAACGUAAUAAAAGCUGGUUAAUCAAUGACAAUAGACUUCAUCGUGUUAGCUGAUGACAUAGUGUAGGACCUUACCGUUAUUCUGUUGUCCCCUUUGUUAAAAGACAAGUCACCGAGGGGGUGUGGAAGAGCCCCGAGGACCUCUCCAGCCAACCGCAGAAACGAGCCGAUGACCUGAGUCGUACCUCUGAUCUCGACAUCCUGAACAGUCCUCCUCUCAGCCUCACCGAUCUCAGCACCAGCGCCGGCCUGGCCAACUGGAUGCCCGUGUCUGCCGGCGACGCGGACACCUCGGGCCCCGAGCAGGACAUCCAGCCUACGAUGACCUUUAGAAAUCGAGUCCUCGAUGAGCUGCCGAGCCGGCGUCCUCCUGAUAAGUCUGUGUCCGCCGAAGUGCGACUGGCGGCCGAGCGGGACUGGGAGGAGAAGCGUGCCAGCUUGACCCAGUUCAGCGCCCAGGACAUCAAUCGCUUGCUGGAAGAGACUCAGGCAGAGCUGAUGAAAGCCAUCCCCGACCUUGACUUCGCUGCCAGGCACAUAAACAAGCCGGCGGUGCCCCCGAAGCCCCAGAUCACCAUCCCAAUAACGUCCGCCGCAGCUACCUCUGCAGCUGGGACCGCUGGGACCACAGCCACGACCUCCAUCACUACAAACACCACACCCAGCGGGGACCAGCAGCCUGGAAAGGUGCAGCUGGCUGCCCAGAAGCUGAACAGCAUGGAGGGGGCUGGUUCGCAUCGAGGCUCAGUGGACCUCAACGUGGCCAAGUAUCGAACAGAAAAGCCCUCCAAGUCUCCUCCUCCGCCUCCACCUCGCCGAAGCUUCCCCUCCGCUCACGGCCUCACCACAAACCGUACUGGAGAAGUCAUCGUCACCUCCAAGAACCUGAAG